Messenger RNA from Drosophila takahashii, 5364 nucleotides. RefSeq names its product SREBP cleavage activating protein (gene SCAP). Gene Ontology annotation, cellular component: Golgi membrane; SREBP-SCAP complex; endoplasmic reticulum membrane. NCBI's taxonomy places the organism in Eukaryota, Metazoa, Arthropoda, Insecta, Diptera, Drosophilidae. Gene Ontology annotation, molecular function: sterol binding; protein binding. The record is from RefSeq and is a predicted model, not a curated record. Gene Ontology annotation, biological process: regulation of cholesterol biosynthetic process; SREBP signaling pathway.
CGAACUAGUUCGCUCACGCUGAGUCACGACGAGCUAGCAUUUUGUUCUAACGUGAGUGACGAAGCGCCGCGCACCAAAUUCUGCUGUUUGCCAAAGAAAAACGUGCUUAUUGCAAUUUACUUAUUUUCCGAUAGACCGACUCGUCUCUCCGCGCUAACCCUGUGCCUGUGCUGUGGCAGAACGGUCUGCAAUACUUUGUUUUGAUUCCUUGUGCCCUGCGACGACAAACAGCACAACCGCCCUAGAAAAAAGGCCCUCGUUAAGUAUGCGCUUCUCGGGCUUUCGCAAAUGUUAAUUUGAUAACAAAAAGCGGCGGCAGUGCCUUUAAUUUCAAUUAGGUGUAAAAAAAGCGGCGGAGGCGACGUUUACGCCGCAGAUUUGUAUAAGAAUAUCCCGUAUGUUCGAGGGCGAGUGUGUGUGAGUGAGCGCCGAAGAUGCGCGAAAACGUCAAUUAAUUGCUGCAACAACAACCGCACGGCGCAAAUAACGUGGGGCCAAAAGGUGCGAAUGAAGCGCAAAAAAAGAAAAAUCAAUAGGAAUAGAAUGCAAAUCGCUCGGGAACAUGUAUCGAUAUACGGCCCAAGCCCAGGUCCAAGUCAAAAUCAGCGCCAGCAGGAGCCAGCGAGUCGUCGCUAUUAAUAAACAAAAUUAAUAUCGCAAUAUCGGACGGCCGCUGCGUCGCCUACGCAGAUGAUGCGUUGCAAACGCCGAGUUGCGUAAUUGCCGCAGCAAAGUGUGCGAAUCGAGUCCGCGAAAAAACAACAAACAGGUAACUUGUAUUUCGCCGCUAAAACGUUAGAACAAAGUUCGUGGCCAGAGUCUCCUCUCUAGCGUGUGUGGUCGACCGUCUCCGUGUGCCCGUGUGUGUGUGUUUACUUCGGUGUAAGUGCAAGUUCUGUGCCAACAACAACAUGGCCGCCGCAACAGAUGGAUCUGGCUCUGCCAGGGCAGCCGCAGCAGCGGCAUCGACGUCGCCGCGAACAGCAUCCAACGGCAGCGUUCUGACCGGCAAACCGUUCGGAUCCGCCACCUCGGCUGCUGCGGCGGGUGCGGGCUCUGCGGCAGCCUCCUCCGCCGGAUUGCCCGCCUCCGUCUCCCACUUCUACUACAAGCACGGCCUCUUUCUGUCCAGCUACCCGACGUGCGCGUCCAGCAUCGCCUUCAUGGCGAUUCUGCUUUCGUGCUAUCCGUUAAUCAACAUACCUUUGCCCGGGACAAUACCCACCAAGAUUUUGCUACCCUACGAGGCUUGGUCUGGGUACAACCACAGUAGCUCCACAAUUUCACCGCCAGCACCCCCAGCCGCCGGCGAACCAUCGUCCUCCGGAACCGCCCACCCUCACAAUGGCAGUGCCACGGACCGCAGCCUGCCCCCUCUGCUGCCGUGGGCGCAAAGCAGUCCUGCUUUUUUCUAUGUCCAGCAGAUAACCCUGCGAGCCAGCGUUCUCCCCUGGACAGAGGGAAUGCAGCUGAUGGAUGCGUUCCGUGCACCACUCUAUGAAGUUUUUAAACUGCUUGAAAUUGUGCGCAAUCAUCAGAGCAACGAAAACCAGCGCACCCUAGAGCAUAACUGCUUGCACGUAGAAAACGUAAAGCGCGGGACACAUGGACAACUGGACCAGAUCUUUCCCGAGUACGGAUGCCUUCUGCUCUCGCCUGCCAACCUGUGGACUCAAAACGCUCAGAAUUUCACACGGGACACAAACAUCCUAAACACGAUAUUUCAGUACCAUAACCUGCAAAAGUCAAAGGUUUCCGCUGCUGAAAUGCUGUUUGGCCUGCCCAUGCAGGACACUGGAUUCAAGCGCUAUCCUUUGCGCGCUCGCUCACGGAUCAUACAGUAUGCCUUGACCUUGGUCCUCAAGCACAACGACGUGGAGUACUUGGAGACACUUAAAAAGAAACUGCAGCGACAUUACCCGCCGCUGCCAUUGUCACCGUCGGCAAGUGAGUCCGUGGAGGAGCCAUCGACAAUUACGUAUAUAUUUUACCCGGGAGAGUACCGGAUGUGGGAACUUGUGCCCUAUACGGUGGCUUUUAUGCUGGUGUUUGCGUACGUCUACUUCUCCGUCCGUAAAAUUGACGUUUUCCGCUCCCGCUUUUUGUUGGCUCUGUGCAGCGUAAUUACCACGGCAGGAAGCCUGGCCAUGUCGCUUGGCUUGUGCUUCUUUUUCGGCCUGACCAUUUCUCUGCAAUCAAAGGACAUAUUUCCCUACUUGGUAAUACUGGUGGGACUGGAAAACAGUUUGGUGAUCACAAAAAGCGUAGUGUCAAUGGACGAAACCUUCGACGUGAAGAUCCGUGUGGCACAGGCACUAAGCAAAGAAGGCUGGCAUAUAUCAAAAACGUUGUUGACGGAGAUUACAAUCUUGACUAUUGGCCUCGCCACAUUCGUUCCAGUCAUUCAGGAGUUUUGCAUAUUCGCCAUAGUCGGCUUGCUCUCAGACUUCUUGUUGCAGAUGCUGCUCUUUUCCACCAUCCUAGCAAUGAACAUUAAGCGGGCCGAAUACACGACAGAGGCCAAGCAUCUUCCUAAGAUGCUGCUUAGCUGCACCCAAGGGGUGGGUCGCCAGGACUUUCGCUUUUUUGGGGCCACCCCGGCGAUUCCGCCCUUUGUUCCCGGCACAUUCCAACGAUCACAGUCGCAUCCAAAGCUCUGUUUUGCAGAUGCCGCAUCUGUCAACGAACGGACAAGCAACGGCCACUCGCCACAGGAACAGCGGAUCCCCAAGCGCAUCAAGAUUGUAAACUUUUGGGCUCGGACCCGCUUCUUUCAGCGGGCUUUUAUGAUCUGGAUGAUUGUGUGGAUAUGCUCUAUAGUGUAUAACUCGGGAUGCCUGGAGCAAUUGUUUAGCAUGGAGAGUAACGGGACUAUGACUGCUACCUUUGAACUCCAACGGCGUCUACAAGCGGGACGUGGAGCCGUUAGCAGCUUUUUCGAGGGAUGGCAGGCGGACGGGCAGCGGACCACGACGAAUGUUCCCAGCAGCAACGGCUUUUCUGCUCCCUUAAAACCUCCACUCGCGCAGGAUAUCAAUGAGACGGCCGAGGAAAUGCUGCGUCUACGGUAUCCAAACUUUGACCUAAAUUAUUUCCUCUCAAACUUCCACUGGUCUACGAUCAUGAAGCAGUACAACAUUUCACUAAGUGGGCACUACGUGACAUUACUGCCAACCAUUCGGCUAAGCCAUGCCAUCGCGCCCGAGAUGGCCACAUUGUUGCGCAACCCGCAGGAGCAGCUGCAACAGAAUUUCCAGUGGAAGGCCUUGGCCGCUGCGCUCGAUCCCCUCGACUUUAACGACGACGACGUGCGACGCGAGUCCCCGAUGGUUAUGGCCGGCGGGAUGCCGUUGGUUCCUAAGAGCCCCAUGGAAAUAUUCUUCGCCAUCCUUUUGUGCUGCAUUAGCAUCUUCGUGCUCUGUUACACAAUGGUGGUUUUUUACCGCUGCAUCUGUACCAGGAACUAUGCCGAGUGGCGUUCUAGCUGGCACGAAUCUGAAGUGCCGUAUAAGCAGACUGAACAAAUCCUAGAGGGUGUGCCAACUCAAAUCGCAGGCCACAAGCAUCGCAUUGAGUGCCUGGUCUCUGACGGUGCCUACAUAAUAAGUUGCUGCCUUAAAGGCCAAAUCCGUGUGUGGGAUGCCCGCAGUGGUGAGCAGCUAACCAACAUCGGCCGAUCCGACAUCGCGAUCUCUCACCCGCGACCAGAUGGGCAGACGCUGGUACGGAAAUUGGCCGUUUCUCCGGUGUGGUGUCUGGACUACUUCGACAAUCUCAUCGCAGUAGGCUGCGCUAACGGACGCGUUGAGCUGUGGGAAUCCCCUGCCGGUUUGCUUAAAUGUGCAUACCAGGAAGACGCCAAGAGAAACCAGGGUAUAACCCACAUCCACUUGAAUGGCGAUCGGGUGAUUGUGGCACGUCUGAACGGCCGUCUGGACUUCUAUCGCUUAGAGACGUAUUACAAGGGGAAGCAGAUAGACUGGGGCUUUACCUCAGCCUACAGACGCACUCACGUGCGAACAGGAUCCACUGGAAGCCUGGGACUGAUGAUGCAGCAACAGCGCUGCCAUCAAGAUGCCGCUCAGAAGACCACUAAGGAGGAAAUGAAAAUAACAUUGGAGGGUGUAAGACUAGCCCAUCAGCAGCCAAUCACGUGCAUGCAGGUAGUCAACGACAUGGUCUUCACCGGCAGCCAGGACCACACUCUCAAGGUAUAUUGCCUAAACAAGCCGGAUGCGGAGUAUACGCUGCACGGACACUGUGGGCCCGUGACAUGCCUAUUCGUGGAUCGCUGGCAACCGGGCACCGGGGGAUCCGGUUCCCAGGACGGUCUGCUUUGUGUUUGGGAUCUGUUUACGGGUGCCUGCAUGUACAACAUCCAAGCCCACGACGGCGCCAUCAGCUGCCUGGCAUGCGCCCCUAGCUAUGUGAUAUCGUUGGGUACGGACGAGAGGAUCUGCGUGUGGGAGCGAUUCCAGGGAAAUCUGCUGACUACUAUCAAAAUCUCCAACGCCUACUCAAGUCUGCUGAUGCUAACACCUUCGCUGUUGGUGACCAGCAAAAUGGGAUCUCUUAUUGUUUGGGAUGUGCGCACUGGGCAGCCGGCUCGCGAGGUCAAGCUGGACUUUGCCAACCUACAGCUAUGCCCCAAAAUUAUGAUGCUUGCCUGCGAUUCAGUAGUUUGCGACUACGGAAAUGAAAUCCGUGUCGUCCGCUUCCCAAUCGUGGCUGACAAGUGCCACUAAAGUGCAAAAGAUGAAUUUACCGUCUCCCGCUAGCACUUAGGAAUAAGUUGACUCUCGGCUCUCGAACGCCUCGAAGCCAUUAACACAUUCACUAAGUAAUACAUAGAUACAUUGUUAGGGCUCGCAGCAAUUUACUACAUAAACAUGUAUGCCCAAUUUACAUUGUUGUGUUUUUGUGUAUUAAAAAAAUUCUAAACAAAUGUCUGUGAGACCUAAAAACUUAAAGAAAUUUAUAUUGCCAACAAUUUAAUACCUCCUAAUAAUGUCCUAGAUUUAUUGCGUUUGUAUCAUAUUUAUGUAUAUAUAUUUUUUUAAGUUUCUAGGUCCCAUAGGUGUAUGUUUAAAAGUUUUAUGAGCUUACACAAAAUGCUAUAAAGUGUUAUUCUUUGCUAGGAUUUCUUUUUAAAAUUUGCACCCUAAGGGCAUGACGAUAUGUUAAGGAUUUAAGCUAAAUGAAAAUAAUAUACACACAUAUAUUUUCGCGUAAUUAUAUUACUACAUAGUGUCUUAAAGCGCCUCAACCUAACAUAAAAUGACUAAAAGUUAAAUUAAAUACUAUAUUUAUUAGAAUCACUUUACGCUUAAUUUUCUGUAUGAAAAGUAAAACAUAAAAAAUGUA